This is a messenger RNA of Xenopus laevis (African clawed frog), 3250 nucleotides long. RefSeq names its product somatostatin receptor 4 L homeolog (gene sstr4.L). Lineage: Eukaryota; Metazoa; Chordata; Amphibia; Anura; Pipidae. Gene Ontology annotation, cellular component: membrane; plasma membrane; neuron projection. Bases 617 to 1786 code for a protein of 389 amino acids. Gene Ontology annotation, molecular function: neuropeptide binding; peptide binding; somatostatin receptor activity. The transcript has a single exon. The record is from RefSeq and is a predicted model, not a curated record. Gene Ontology annotation, biological process: cellular response to glucocorticoid stimulus; signal transduction; somatostatin signaling pathway.
GUCAUGUUUCUCAUCAUUCCAGAGGAAAUCUGUUUUGUUUUUUUUCUCUCCAUUAUUUCAGUUAACAAAUAAAUUGCUCCACUCCUACAGACCCUUCAAUGAGCAUCUGUGUGUCUUUCUGCUGGUGCUUUUUUGUUGCAAUUACGUUUCCACUUAGAGUUUUGCUCCGCUUCUCUGUUAUUCUUCUUACCCAUUCAGUGCUGGGUGCCUCUAUAUACUACAUACCUGCCCAGGUGUUGGGAAACAGCAAGAGGAGAGCUCAAAUGAUCUUCCCAGCCCCUCUCCUUUUUUGAUCUAACGAGCAAAUCCCACACGGUCAAUAAGAGGAGCCAGCCACGCAAUGUUGAAUGGUGGUGCCCUGAAGGGGUGAUGCCUCCAGCUAAUGUAAGUGGCUGCUGGUGAUGACUUUAUAGAGAAAGAGAAGAAAUAUAAGAGCAUAUACACUGCAAGCAGCUGCACUGCAUCAUCUAUCACAUAUUGGUCUCCCUCCCUCCCUCUCUCCCUCCUCUUUCUGCCUCUUUCUCUCUCUCUCUCAGCAGCUCUUCGCUUCAUUUUUAAGCUGAGGAUCUCCGAUACAGCCACAGCUUUUCCCUUGCAUUCCUAUGGGACAGUUACAAUGACAGCAUCCCCCAAUCUUCUGGUGCCGGUGGAAGCAAAGAUCCUGCUGAGCACAUGGAACGAGUCCAAGGACACGGUUGGGACUCAGUACCCCAUCAGUCUGCUCCCCAGCAAUAGAAAUACUAACAGCACCAGUGCCCCCUUGGAGAAUGAAAAGAAUGUCAGCAUGAUAGUUAUCCAGUUCAUAUAUGCCAUUGUGUGCCUGAUUGGGCUAAUCGGAAACUCCAUGGUGAUUUUUGUGAUUUUAAGAUAUGCCAAGAUGAAGACUGCCACCAACAUUUACAUCUUGAACUUGGCCAUCGCAGACGAGCUCUUCAUGCUGAGUGUCCCCUUCUUGGCGGCAUCUGCUGCCCUACAACAUUGGCCCUUUGGCUCAGGGAUGUGUCGCACAGUUCUAAGUGUGGAUGGUAUCAACAUGUUCACCAGUGUCUUCUGCCUAACGGUGCUCAGCGUGGACAGGUAUGUGGCUGUGGUCCAUCCAUUGAGGGCUGCCCGGUACAGGAGACCCACUGUGGCCAAGAUGAUUAACAUUUGUGUUUGGAUUGUGUCCCUCUUGGUCAUUUCCCCAAUUCUGAUCUUUGCAGACACCAUGCCAUCCAAGGACGGGGUGGUAGUCUGUAAUCUUAUGUGGCCCCAUCAAACAUGGUCUGCUGUGUUUGUCAUCUACACCUUUUUGUUGGGAUUCUUCCUACCUGUGGUGGCCAUCUGCUUAUGUUACAUCCUCAUCAUUGUAAAAAUGAGAGCCGUGGCACUGAAGGCAGGCUGGCAGCAGAGAAAGAAAUCUGAGAAGAAGAUCACCCGAAUGGUCCUCAUGGUUGUUACAGUGUUUGUCAUUUGCUGGAUGCCUUUUUAUAUAGUACAGCUCCUCAACCUAUUCCUACCCCACAUGGAUGCCACCAUCAACCAUAUCUCCCUUAUAUUAAGUUAUGCCAACAGUUGUGCCAAUCCCAUACUCUAUGGAUUCUUCUCAGACAACUUCAAGAGAUCUUUCCAGAGGAUUGUUUGCUUUCGGUGGCUUGAGAAUGGCACAGACGAACCAGUGGAUUACUAUGCCACAGCUCUGAAAAGCAGGGUGUGUAAUAACAACCCACUGGACUUCCAGCAGGAGCCCCUUCAGUCUGACCCUUGUUAUAAGCAUGGCACAAUCACAAGGACCACGACUCUAUAGCAGAGUGCCUGGAAAUGCCUUGUUAAUAACUGCUGCUAACCAGAUGUGCUACUCCUCAACAAGGAGGUUUUCAUGUAUAUGUAAAGUGUUCUGGGUGUUUGUCUCCUUUGUUUUAACGGUGGAACUGAGUUUGUGUACUAAGACUGAAAUGACUGUGCCCUUCUGCCCCUUUCCUAUUUUUAUUCACAUAGCUUCUUCUGUAGCAUUUGUAGCAAGUCCCAUCACAGGUCCAUUAUCUACAAGAAGUUCUCUCUGUUCUGCAGAGCAUUAAGUGGCAGUUAAAGAACCAAACACAACCUGAGACGUAAGGGAGUCUAUAAAAACAGUUACAGUAUAGGAGCAAUGUGUCCUUCACACUGGGCAUAAUAUCAGCCCAUGACUUUCAGCCCAUUACAGGUGAAUCAGAAGAAGUUUCCAUACCUUUAUAGAAUACACGAGCAUAAUGCAUGGCUAAUUAGUAAUUCAUUUAUACACAUGCUGCAAGUUGCAAUGUACCACUGUUUUAUGCAUCCAACUGAAAGGUUCAUUAGUCAACGAGCAAGCAGAUUAGAUAUGUGUCUGAUUUUAUAAGAAGAACAGAUGUAUGUAUUUUGUUUAGCAUCUCAGGAAACCAGAUUCAGACUUGUCACAUUCUAUUUGCAAAGUAGGAUAGGAUAUCAGGCUGCGCUUUACAGGAUGCUGGGAGUUGUAGAUCAAACAACUGAAGGAAUGCAAAAGACGGAAGUCCUUGUUAGGAAUCCCUUCUCACAAGACAGUUCCGAAAGAUUCCAGGAUGGAAGAUUUGAUAGGAAUCAGCUGUUUACACACACACACCAGAUACAACUGAAAACAUAUGUUCUGUAAAGGUAUGAAAACAUGAUCACACAGAAACUUUAUUUCCUUCCUUAAAUUAUUUAGGUUACUCUUAAAUCACCUGCAUGCUCUUGCCUGGCUGAGAAGGUAAGCACGAUGAGAAACACAGCAACCUUUUACAUGACAAUCAAAGGCUGUUGUUUGCAUUGUAUAUCUUGAACGUAUCUGCUAUGAAUGGUUUCUCAUAGAAGCCCGACCCAUUGGCCCAAAUAUAUAGGUACUGUACAAGUGGGCAUACGCCUUCUGAUUGGUGCCAAUGGUUGGGAUGAGAGGGAGUGCAGCCCCUCUUCAAUUCCUGACCCUAAAGUGCAACAAGCUCUCCCCAACAUGAGGCACCAGCAGGAUGAACAGUCCAACCUCCCCCACCCAACCUGACAAACACGUCCAGCCUUUUGGGCAGUAUGGUCAAAAAGCAACCAAACUUCCCGACCAGAUCUGGGCAAAUAUAACCAGCUGUAUUAUGUGCUGUAAGUCUGAUCGCUGUUAUGCUCUGUGAUAUGGUACAAGUUUUAUGUGUCCAGGAACAUUCCUGAUUUUCUUUUACAAAUAUUCACUUCUACUGUUUGACACACCAUGAAAUUAAAUAAGAAAAAAUAUCUAUUUUUUCCCCAA